Molecule: messenger RNA, 2470 nt
Organism: Ruditapes philippinarum (Manila clam)
Lineage: Eukaryota; Metazoa; Mollusca; Bivalvia; Venerida; Veneridae
Product: sperm-associated antigen 6-like
Biological process (GO): cilium movement
Cellular component (GO): microtubule cytoskeleton
Molecular function (GO): microtubule binding
Source: RefSeq, a predicted model, not a curated record
UAAUAUUCACCUCGAUACUGUUUGUUGCUACGUUGCAUGGUAACCAGUAUAGUUUGGCUAGAGAUUUUGGUAACAAGUCAGUUCAGUUGAGAUUAUAUUGGAUUGUGUUUUAAAGAGAAAAACAAAUAAAAAUGAGCCAGCGACAGGUUCUUCAAGUUUUUGAGCAGUACCAGAAAGCUCGAACUCAGUUUGUGCAGACAGUGGCUGAAUUAGCUUCAAGGCCACAAAACAUAGAGACACUGCAAAAUGCCGGAGUUAUGUCAUUAUUGCGCCCACUCUUGUUGGAUAUUGUACCAACCAUCCAGCAGACUGCGGCCCUUGCUCUCGGCAGGCUAGCCAACUAUAACGAUGAUCUAGCCGAGGCUGUUGUGAAGGGAGAUAUUCUACCACAGCUGGUGUAUUCUCUUGCUGAACAAAAUAGGUUUUACAAAAAAGCAGCUGCCUUUGUUUUACGCGCUGUAGCAAAACAUUCUCCACAGCUAGCACAAUCAGUAGUUGACUGUGGAGCAUUAGAUGCCCUAGUUAUCUGUCUGGAGGAGUUUGAUCCUGGUGUGAAGGAGGCUGCUGCCUGGGCACUUGGUUAUAUUGCCAGACACAAUGCUGAGUUGGCCCAAGCUGUUGUAGACGCAGGCGCAGUACCACUACUUGUCCUGUGUAUACAAGAACCAGAACUGUCGCUGAAACGUAUCGCUGCCUCAGCUCUCAGUGAUAUCUGUAAACAUUCUCCAGAACUCGCACAGACCGUCGUCGAUGCUGGAGCCAUUGCCCAUCUAGCCCAGAUGAUCUUGAACCCUGAUGCUAAACUCAAGAGGCAGGUGUUCUCCGCACUCAGUCAAAUCUCCAAACAUUCAGUAGACUUGGCUGAAAUGGUUGUUGAAGCAGAGAUAUUCCCAGCAGUGCUCACUUGUCUUAAAGAUCCCGACGAGUAUGUGAAGAAAAAUGUUGCCACCUUGAUCAGAGAGAUCGCCAAACAUACCCCAGAGUUAUCUCAGCUGAUCGUGAACGCAGGAGGUGUUGCUGCCGUGGUGGACUACGUUGGCGAGUCACGUGGAAAUGUCCGGUUACCUGGAAUCAUGAUGUUGGGUUACGUCGCUGCACACAGUGAGAAUCUCGCUAUGGCUGUCAUUGUUUCGAAGGGGGUGGUACAGCUGGCUAUUGCCCUGUCUGAAGAGGUAGAGGACCACAUACAAGCUGCUGCAGCAUGGGCUCUCGGACAGAUUGGUCGGCAUACACCCGAACAUGCCAAGGCAGUUGCUGUGGCAAAUGUUUUACCAAGGCUUCUACAAUGUUACCUCAGAGCCGACGCCUCAGAAGAUCUACAGACAAAGACAAAAAGCCCUCAAAAAAAAAUCCUCCCGAAAUGUUCCAUCGCCUCCCUCGAACCUCUUUACAUACCUCCUCCAAAAAUCCUCAAACACGUUGUCGGACAAUUCAGCAAAGUACUUCCUCACGACUCCAAGGCUCGUAGAUUAUUCGUUACAAGUGCUGGUUUGAAAAAGAUACAAGAAAUUAAGGCCGAGCCUGGAUCAGCAUUAGCGGAAUAUAUCAACACUAUAAAUAACUGUUAUCCAGAAGAAAUUGUCAAAUACUACUCCCCCGGUUAUUCCGAUGCUUUGUUAGAGAGAGUCGAACAGUAUCAUCCACAGAACUAAGUCAACGUUUAGACGCACUUCUCUCAUCACGUGUUAUCAUCUCUUGCAUUUACAUAAAAAACAAUCAUUUUUACAUUGUUAGUGAAAACCUGUUAUUUGAUAUACUCUUAAAAAAUUAUUAUCUUAAAAGUAAAACUUUUUAUAUUAUCUCGGCAACAAAAUUAUGUGUUGAAUUUGUUUAUUUUUCUUUUUUUUCUGUGUGACUGUAGAGUAAAAUUGUGUUACCGGUAACAAAAAGUGUACAUGGAAUUUUUAUCGUUUUAAUAUGUGCUCAAUAUAUAUAUAUUAUUUUUUUCUUGUGACUGAAUGAAAAUAAUGUAAUAUAAACAAUUAAACAGCAGUUGCCAUUAAAGAAUUUAAAUUCAGCAUUACAAAAAUCAUCCUCAUUGUCAUUUAAGGUAGUCAUACUGUUUUUAUGCUUUCCCGCUAAAAAAAUCUAAAACCAGCCAAUAUCGUACCAUUACAGUUAUUUCCGGAAUGUUAUUUUUUCAAAAUCUUGGACAUAAGAUUAUUCACAAUCACUCAUCCUUUAUCACUAUGUACUUAAUUCCAGUUAUAAACUGUUAUUAUUGAAUACCGAAGAUAAUACAAAAAAUUUAACCUUCCGGAAAUGACCGAUUUAUUACGAUAUUGGCUGGUGUUUGAAUUAUUUUGGCUGUAAAGCAUUACAGUAAAGACUACCUUUAAAAGAAGAAAGGUGUGUAUAAAGUAAAGAUACGAAGACAUAUUUUGUUUAAAUAAAACCUUUCCAAGCAAUUUGUCGGAAAAUUGCUGAAGAUUUAAACAGGAUCAAAAAAUUACAAAACCAGAUGCCAACU